This is a messenger RNA of Daktulosphaira vitifoliae (grape phylloxera), 2111 nucleotides long. It is a transcript of the gene Ctps, whose product is annotated as CTP synthase 2. NCBI's taxonomy places the organism in Eukaryota, Metazoa, Arthropoda, Insecta, Hemiptera, Phylloxeridae. Gene Ontology annotation, biological process: pyrimidine nucleobase biosynthetic process; CTP biosynthetic process. The coding region runs from base 132 to 1961 and encodes 609 amino acids. The transcript is spliced from 12 exons. Gene Ontology annotation, molecular function: identical protein binding; CTP synthase activity. Gene Ontology annotation, cellular component: cytoophidium; cytoplasm. The record is from RefSeq and is a predicted model, not a curated record.
CGCGUGCUAUAUGAUUUCUUGUCAGUUUACAGAUGUCUGAUCAUACUGGCAAUUGUAUGGUAUUAUCCAUUGGUUUUUGUUGUACAUUUUAGUAUAAAUAUUGUCUUUGUCAUUUAAGUAACUUUUCCAACAUGAAAUACAUAAUAGUCACAGGUGGUGUUAUGAGCGGUGUGGGAAAAGGGAUUAUUGCAUCUUCUAUAGGCACGCUUUUAAAAUCGUGUGGUAUCCAUGUGACGUCCAUCAAAAUUGACCCAUAUUUAAAUAUUGAUGCUGGAACUUUUUCUCCAUAUGAACAUGGAGAAGUAUAUGUAUUAGAUGAUGGAGGUGAAGUCGACUUAGAUUUGGGAAAUUAUGAAAGAUUUAUGGAUGUUACAUUGCAUAGUGUUAAUAAUAUAACAACAGGCAAAAUAUAUCAAGAAGUUAUAAAUCGAGAAAGACGAGGAGAUUAUUUAGGCAAAACUGUACAAGUCAUACCACAUAUUACUGAUGCUAUUCAAGAUUGGGUCGAAAGAGUGGCUAAACAACCUGUCAGUGACGAUGGUGUGCAACCUGAUGUGUGUAUUGUUGAACUUGGAGGUACAAUUGGUGAUAUUGAAAGCAUGCCUUUCGUUGAAGCAUUUCGGCAGUUUCAGUUUAAAGUUAAAAAAGAAAACUUAAUAUGUGCACAUGUUUCAUUUAUACUUCAACCUGGUGCAACUGGUGAUGACAAAACAAAACCAACUCAAGCUAGUGUACGCGAACUAAGAGGUUUAGGGUUAACUCCUGACUUAAUUAUAUGCAGAAGUACAAAGCCAUGUAAUAAUGUAGAACAAGUCAAGAAAAAAAUAUCUACAUUUUGUGAUGUCGCACUGAAACAAGUAUUGUUUAUGCAUGAUUUAGAUUCAAUUUAUAAAGUACCAUUGUUCAUGGAAAAACAAGGCGCUCUAGAAUUUUUACUAGAUAGAUUAAGUCUUCCUAUAAAUAUUACAUUUAAUCAAAUUUUUAUGAAACAGUGGAAAAAAUUAUCAGACAAAAUAGAUUACUCCCAAAAAACAAUUAAAAUUGCUUUGGUUGGAAAGUACACUCAACUUUCUGAUGCAUAUGCAUCUGUAUCGAGAGCUUUAACACACGCAGGGGCAAAUAUAAAUCAUAAAGUUGAUAUUACUUAUGUUGAAGCUGCUAAUUUAGAAAAUGAUACCAAAAUUUCUAACCCUGUUGGUUAUCAUGAAGCUUGGCAAAAACUGUGUCGUAGUGAUGGAGUAAUAGUACCUGGAGGUUUUGGCACAAGAGGAGUAGAAGGCAAAAUAGAAGCGUGUAGGUGGUGUAGAGAGACUCGAAAACCUUUCUUAGGCAUUUGUCUUGGAAUGCAAACAGCUGUCCUUGAAUUUGCUAGGAAUGUAUUACAUAUUGAAAAUGCGGAAACAACUGAAAUUAAUUUAAAUGCAAAAGAACCAUUAAUAGUUGAAAUGCCAGAACAUUGUCCUGAAAAUAAAGGUGGAACCAUGAGACUUGGAAAACGAACAACUAUAUUCAAAAAUAAUAGUAGUUUUUCUAACAUUUACAAGCUUUAUGGUAGACGUCAACAAAUUGAAGAACGUCAUAGGCAUCGAUAUGAAGUUAACUUGGAUUAUGUUGAGCGAGUUGAACAGGCUGGACUAAAAUUUAUUGGUGUUGAUACAGAAGGAAAACGAAUGGAAAUUUGUGAACUAGAAAAUCAUCCCUAUUUUGUCGCUACUCAAUUUCAUCCGGAAUAUUUAUCUAGGCCUUUAAAACCUUCACCACCCUUUUUAGGCUUAAUGUUGGCUUCUUGUGGUAAACUUAAAUCAUAUUUGGAAAAUGAAUGUCGUUUAACUCCAGAUGAAAGUUGUUCUGAAGAUGAUAGUGAAGAUAUAUUAAUGAAAAUACAAGAUCUGAUAGUAACAUCAUCUAAUGAAAAAAAAGUUAACGGUAAUAGUAAUGGUUUUUCCAAUGACUUAUUAUGAUUUUAUUCUGUAAACAAUAUUUUAUUAUAUUCCUGACAUAAAUAAUUGUUUUUAGUAUUGCUAUUCAUUUUUGUAACUUAAUUUGUAGGAUAAAUGAGUUGUUGAACUCUAAUUUUUUUGUGUUGAUAAAUACAUUUAUUAAAUAGUCAA